GCUGAGACUCGCUGGAGUUCGUCGUCCGCCGGUUCUUCCAGCAUGGACAGUAGUUCGUUCGCAUGCGACUUCGUCACGCGCUUGCUUAUGGCCCAUCCGCCAUGACCUUCGACAGCGGAGAAACCUUGAAUGACUUUAUUUGGCCCAGGCCUGGGCGAGCCAUUGGGUAUAGGACUAGACUGGUGGCAACUCGAGCUUCGAGUUGCUCAGGCCAGUGUUCUACGACAUAGGGUCACGUCCAGCCCACGCUGGAGAAGGGUGCAAACCCACGUCGAACGGCUACGAUUUGGAGACGUUCAGUUCUACCUUGCCUAAGGCUCAGAUAGCUGUAGGAUGCCGGGGGAAGAGCACGCAUUCAAGAAUUCUACGAGCGCAGGGAUUUUGGAGAAUGAAAUCGGAUGAGAGGCGUGUGGCUCCCCUGGAGGAAAGAGUUGUUGUCAAGAAUGCAGUGGUCCUGCGGCCCACAUUUAAUCGGGCACCUUGGCUGGAGGAGUUGAGAAAACCGGUCGUGAUCGUGGUCGCCGUCAC
Dichomitus squalens LYAD-421 SS1 is the source of this 528-nucleotide messenger RNA. RefSeq lists its product as uncharacterized. The record is from RefSeq and is a predicted model, not a curated record. Lineage: Eukaryota; Fungi; Basidiomycota; Agaricomycetes; Polyporales; Polyporaceae. The transcript has a single exon. Bases 130 to 315 code for a protein of 61 amino acids.